AUGGCGAUAGACUCGAGUGGACGGGGGUUUACGCUAACUUUAUUCGUCUUUUCUUGCGUUUUUGCGGGCAGGCAGGCCGAGGAGGCGGCGGCGGAGUCGAGACUCGCCCCCCGGAUACUCGGCAUGAGGCUGGAGAGGAGCGACACGCCGGCCGGGACCACCGAGAAAGGGGUUAUUCAGGUGACCGAGGGCAGCGACAUCCUCUUCAGGUUCUACGGGCUCCACUUGCGCCCAAACAGCUCGAAGCUCAUCCAGUUUAUGGAACUUUACUCCAGCGAGAAAGAGGAUGAUACUUUCGGCGCGGUUACGACCAACUUGAGCAGGACUUGUCUCGAACGCACGAAGGAAAUAGAAGUAAGGGGGUCCAUGGAGGUGACCAACCAAAACACCUCCGGGGUGGUCAGCCUCCGGAUCAAGGAGCUCCGCAAGAGAGAGGCGGUGAAGGUGUUCGGCUUGUGCGUCCUUGACAUCCACGCGAAGGAGGAGACGUGGUACCUGCUGGACGAUAAGGACGGCAGAGUGCGCGUGGUGGAGGUGGCGAAGUCUCUGCUUCCCAUCUGGCUGCAGGUGAUCCUCAUCGCCUUCCUGCUGGUGCUGUCCGGCAUGUUCAGCGGGCUCAACCUGGGGCUGAUGGCGCUGGACCCCAUGGAGCUCCGCAUAGUGCAGAGCUGCGGCACCGAGAAGGAGAAGAAAUACGCACGGAAGAUCGAGCCCAUACGCAGAAAGGGUAACUAUUUGUUGUGCUCGCUGCUGCUCGGAAACGUCCUGGUGAACACCACGCUCACCAUCCUCCUGGACGACCUCACCAAAUCCGGGGUGGGCGCUGUGGUCGCCUCCACAGUCGGGAUCGUGAUUUUUGGCGAGAUUGUGCCGCAGGCGUUGUGCUCCCGGCACGGGCUGGCAGUCGGGGCGAACACCAUCCUUGUCACCAAGUUGUUCAUGCUGCUAACUUUCCCGCUGUCGUGGCCCAUCAGCAAGAUCCUGGACUGCGUCCUGGGUCAGGAGAUCGGCACCGUGUACAACCGGGAGAAGCUGGUGGAGAUGCUGAAAGUCACCGAGCCGUACAACGACCUGGUGAAAGAGGAGCUCAACAUGAUCCAGGGCGCGCUGGAGCUCAGGACCAAAACAGUGGAGGAUGUCAUGACGCCCAUCAGCAACUGUUUCAUGAUCCACAGCGACGCCGUGCUGGACUUUAACACCAUGUCCGAGAUCAUGGAGAGCGGGUACACGAGGAUACCUGUGUACGAGCAAGAGAGGUCCAACAUCGUGGACAUCCUGUUUGUUAAGGAUCUGGCCUUUGUGGACCCGGACGACUGCACCACCCUCAAGACCAUCACCAAGUUCUACAACCAUCCCGUGCACUUCGUGUUCCACGACACCAAGCUGGACUCCAUGCUGGAGGAGUUUAAGAAAGGAAAAUCCCACCUGGCCAUCGUCCAGAAGGUCAACAACGAGGGCGAGGGAGAUCCGUUCUACGAGGUGUUGGGGUUGGUCACCCUCGAAGACGUCAUCGAGGAGAUAAUUAAAUCAGAGAUUCUGGAUGAAUCGGACCUUUACAUUGAUAACCGCACCAGGAAAAAGGUGGCGCCCAACAAGAACAAGAGAGACUUCUCGGCCUUCAAACACGAGAGUGAAUCAAAAGUAAAGAUCUCCCCUCAGCUGCUGCUGGCUGCUCAUCGCUUCCUGGCUACAGAGGUGAGCCUGUUCAGCCCGUCUCAGAUCUCAGACAAGGUGCUGCUGCGAAUCCUUCGCCACCCCGACGUGAUCCAGGAGAUCAAGUUCAACGACAGUGACAAGCGCUCGCCCCAUCACUACGUCUACCAAAGGGGCAAGCCCGUCGACUACUUCGUUCUCAUCCUGCAGGGUCGAGUGGAGGUGGAGGCCGGCAACGAGAACAUGAAGUUUGAAACCGGACCUUUCUCUUUCUACGGUGUCAUGGCGCUCAGUGCUCCCACACUGGAGUUUCGUUCACCGUCCCACCUCAGCGGGUUGAACCGCACGGCCUCUCUGAGCGGAGCCGACCGGACGGAGUCGCUCUCCGUCAGCGGCAGCAACAGCCAGCUCAACAACAGCAUCCCCUCGCAGCAGUACACGCCCGACUUCUACGUCCGAGCUCUCAGCGACCUGCAGUUUGUCAAGAUCACACGCGCCCAGUACCAGAACGGCUUGAUGGCGUCCCGUCUGGACAGCACGCCCCAGUCCCCAGAGAGCGGCCACAACACGAUACGCCUGGAUCAGACCACUCCUCCCGCCAACACCGCUAACACCACCAUCACGGACCUGGGAGCAGACUCCACCCCGACGGAGAACGGACCUGACGAGACGACGCUUCUCCUCCUCAACGAGCAGAACUCACCGCACACAGCCAACCACCACAGCCAGCUGGAAAACAGCGUUUGACCCCUCGCCCCCACCUGCCCGACCCCCCUCCAUACUCUUUGCACGCAUGCACUACUACGCUCGAAUGUAUGCUGAGGAGGGGAGGAGUGUGUGUGUGUGUGUGUGUGUGUGUGUGUGUGUGUGUGUGUGUGUGUGGUGUGUGUGAGUGCAGACACACUGACAUAAACAGACAAGCCAUGUGCGUGCAUAUUGUGUAAAUAUGCAAAGCUUAAACACACACGCACACAUUUCCAUCAUAAACACUCAUGUAAGGUAGUUGAGCGACGUAAAGGAGUAUCUGUAUGUGUGUGUUUGUGUGUGUUUGUGUGUUUGCACAUGCUCCUUAAUGUAUUAACUCACGACAAACAUCUGCAGGACCUGCUUGUCCGGACCAGAAAGCUCCUCCCUCUCUCGCCCAUCAAUGUUUUUCAGAGGCCUCGCCGAUUUGCGGGCUUCGUCCUCUGUGUGUGUGUGUGUGUGUGUGUGUGUGUGUGUGUGUGUGUUUUUAAAUGUGUGUGUGGCUUCCGAUUCACUGUCCCUAAUCAGAGACUCAGGGAGACUCCGCCCUCCUCCUCCCCCUCCUCCUGCUCUUUGCCGACGACAUACAUACAUACAUGCAAGUGUGGUCCAACCCGCAAAACGAAACCCGCCGCCGCAUGUGUAGCACCCUGCGUCCCCUCCUCACCAUCCAUACAGCUAGAAGACAAAGACGACCCGAGCAUGUCAGCAGAGUUCAAACAAAGUAAUAUAUGUUCCGUAGAAAUUUAUAGUGAGAUAUUUAUUGAUGAAUUCUGUGUGAGACGGA
Molecule: messenger RNA, 3184 nt
Organism: Plectropomus leopardus (leopard coralgrouper)
Lineage: Eukaryota; Metazoa; Chordata; Actinopteri; Perciformes; Serranidae
Gene: cnnm4b
Product: cyclin and CBS domain divalent metal cation transport mediator 4b
Biological process (GO): magnesium ion transport; magnesium ion homeostasis
Cellular component (GO): plasma membrane
Molecular function (GO): sodium ion transmembrane transporter activity; magnesium ion transmembrane transporter activity
Source: RefSeq, a predicted model, not a curated record